This is a messenger RNA of Amphiprion ocellaris (clown anemonefish), 618 nucleotides long. It is a transcript of the gene s100a1, whose product is annotated as S100 calcium binding protein A1. Gene Ontology annotation, molecular function: calcium ion binding. Bases 110 to 427 code for a protein of 105 amino acids. Lineage: Eukaryota; Metazoa; Chordata; Actinopteri; Pomacentridae. The record is from RefSeq and is a predicted model, not a curated record. The transcript is spliced from 3 exons.
CUGAUUUAUUUGCACACAGGUGCGUGCAGCCCAUAUAACAGAUGAGGAAGGAGCUGAGCUGAAACCACUUCCACCACCACCUGUUAGAGUCAGUGUUCAGGACUGCAAAAUGUGUGCCAAUCUGCAAAGAGCUAUGGAGGACCUCAUUGCAGUGUUCCACCGCUAUUCAGGAAAAGAAGGUGACAAGUACAAGCUUAACAAUAAAGAGCUGAAGAAUUUGCUGCAGGAAGAACUCUCAGAUUUCCUGGCAGGCUCCAAUGAGUCUUCUGUGGUGGAGAAGAUCCUGCAUGACCUGGAUGAAAACGGGGACGGUGAAGUGGACUUCCAGGAGUUUGUUGUUCUGGUCGCUGCACUGACUAUCGCCUGCAAUGAAUUCUUUGUGGAUUUUGACAGGAAUUCCAAGAAAGGCAAAGAAGACUGUAGUUAAAAAUGUAUUUUGACAAAUUAAAUCCAUUCUUUCCAUAUAACAUGGUCAUGGUAGGAGUGUAAAGGUUUAAAUUAGUCCUUAAUGCAACACCUUGGAAUGUUGGGAAAAGAUCAUCACUGCUAAUCAAUGCAAUGUCUUAUGGGUUUUUUCCUUCAAAACAUCUUCCAUCCAAAUAAAAUAUUAUAAAGAUG